This is a messenger RNA of Lentinula edodes (shiitake mushroom), 708 nucleotides long. RefSeq lists its product as uncharacterized. Lineage: Eukaryota; Fungi; Basidiomycota; Agaricomycetes; Agaricales; Omphalotaceae. The coding region runs from base 1 to 708 and encodes 235 amino acids. The transcript has a single exon. The record is from RefSeq and is a predicted model, not a curated record.
AUGACCCCCUGGACUCGAUUUUUUCAUACUCCCGCCGCUCGCAGAACUUCUUCUUACUUCUCUUCUAAAGCAGGAAGUGGCAGAUACUUCAACUCUGCGAAACCAUUAUCAGCGCCAGCCACUCCGAAGAAGGCCACUGGCGUCGACAGCACAGAAUCUAGCAAGAAUGGUGUUACAGGGCAGGCUUUAAAAGUCGCGGAGGAAUCUUCAUCCAGCCGGCGAGAAAUGCUGACGCGUUCAAGCGUGCCCGAAUUUGUGCCUUCUACUCAUCCAGUCAUCGGUGACAAGGACUUCAAGCUUCAUCAGUUCUUUUCUCUCCACAGACCUCUCCUCCUGCUGUCUGAUCCUCCGUCUAUCAUGCGCUCCUCGCCACCAACGAGCAUAUUCUCGUUGUCCAAACCGCCUUCUGCUCAUGCUCUUCCGGCCACCGAGGCAUCACCAGAAUUCGCGGCAGCUAGUGAUGCUGAGGCUGCACGGACCCUCGCGAGGGCUUUAGCCAUAAAUCAUGCUGGCGCCACUUUUGUGUGGGAGGAGACUCUGAAACAUAUAGGAUUGGAUGUCAAUUUAGAACCAGGGAGAGUGGGGUUGCAAGAGCGCUUGGACAAGGAACUUCAGGAAGUGAGGUUGGAUAGCACGAGGAGAAAGAAGAGAAAGAAGAUGAAGAAGCACAAGUUAGUUUUUCGUCUACGUUCUAUUUCUAUAUACUGA